Molecule: messenger RNA, 2089 nt
Organism: Ochotona curzoniae (black-lipped pika)
Lineage: Eukaryota; Metazoa; Chordata; Mammalia; Lagomorpha; Ochotonidae
Gene: TULP3
Product: TUB like protein 3
Exons: 11
Coding region: 1-1386 (461 amino acids)
Biological process (GO): protein localization to cilium
Cellular component (GO): cilium
Source: RefSeq, a predicted model, not a curated record
AUGGAGGCGCAACGCUGUGGAAUGGCACCCCACGGUGUCUUUGAAGAUGAAACAAUGCGGCUUCGACAGCUAAAACUGGACAAUCAGAGAGCGCUGCUGGAGAAGAAGCAGAGAAAAAAGCGCCUUGAGCCACUCAUGGUGCAGCCAAACCCUGAAGCCAGGCUGCGUUGGUCCAAGCCAAGGGGUAGUGAGGAUCAGACUCCUUUGGUGGAUCCCUGUCCCCCUCACAGCGAUGUCAUCCUGCACGGCAUUGAUGGGCCAGCCGCCUCCCUGAAGCCAGAUGCCCAAGAGCUGGAAACCAAAAUUCAUGUUCUCUCCGUAGGCUCUGCUGCUACGGAAGAAGAGACUAAAGGCAGUGCUGAUGGGGAGAGCACUUUGGAGACCGUUCCCAAGCCAGAUCUGCAGGAAAUUCUUCAAAAACACGGUAUUUCAAGCAGUUUGAACUUUGAUGAGGAAGAAAGUGAUGGUGAAGAGGAAGGAAAAAAAUCAAGUCCCCAUUCCCCACAUUCAGAAACAGGAAGACCCAAUUCUGCGUCCAGCCAGAAAUCAGCCAAGGAUACAGGUGCUUCCGGAACUGCUGCCCAACAGGCUGAGCAGCAGCUGGGGGAUGUGGAGAACCUGGAGGAGUUUGCGUACAGCCCUGCCCCUCGGGGCAUCACCGUGAAGUGCCGGGUGACGCGGUACAAGAGAGGAGUGGAUCAGGGGCUCUUCCCCACCUACUACAUGUUCUUGGAAAAAGGUGAAAAUCAGAAGACGUUUCUUCUUGCAGGUAGAAAACGGAAAAAGAGCAAAACCUCCAACUACCUGAUCUCUACCGACCCAACAAAUCUGUCUCGGGAAGGAGAAAGUUACAUUGGCAAGCUCAGAUCCAACCUCAUGGGGACCAAGUUCACAGUCUACGAUCAUGGUGUCAACCCCAUGAAGGCGCAGGGUCUGGUGGAGAAGGUGCACGCCCGGCAGGAGCUGGCCGCCGUCUGCUACGAAACAAAUGUGCUUGGAUUCAAAGGCCCCAGGAAAAUGUCUGUGAUCAUUCCUGGGAUGAAUAUGAAUCAUGAACGGAUCCCGUUUCAGCCACGAAAUGACCACGAGAGCUUGCUUUCUAAGUGGCAGAACAAGAGCAUGGAGAACCUGAUUGAACUACACAACAAGGCCCCCGUGUGGAACGAUGACACUCACUCGUACGUCCUGAACUUCCACGGCCGGGUCACCCAGGCGUCUGUCAAGAACUUCCAGAUAGUCCACGCCAAUGACCCCGACUACAUCGUCAUGCAGUUUGGACGCGUGGAGGAUGACGUGUUCACCCUGGAUUACAACUACCCACUGUGUGCCCUGCAGGCCUUUGCCAUCGGGCUGUCUAGCUUCGACAGCAAGCUGGCCUGUGAAUGAAGGCAUGGCAGCAGAGGGGUGGCCCUGCCCUCGACCUCACCCUUUGCCUGGGAUGUGAAGAGCCAUGGCCUUUCCUUCUGGAACAAGCUCUGAAUGUACAUGUGUGUAUAUGUGUCUACACAUAUGUGUGUACAGUGCACACACACACACACGUGUUGGCACACGCACACUGCUCCUCUGGGUUCUACAGACUUGCCAGGGCUCCUGGCUGGACCUGGGUGAGAGACGGCUGACAGCACAGAGGUUCAGGUUUGCAGAACACAGAUGGUUCCUGCAGUUACUGUCCGACAGACCGCAUGCCCCAAGUGUAAGAUUUCCCAUGCCUGGAAAGCCGCAGCACCAUCAGAUCCUCGUGAUGGAACUCAUGGCAUCUCUCUCUCUUUCUGAAGACCUUUUCAGAGAGCGAUGGUUCCCCCUAAGUUGCCUUCAGUCCCCAGGGAUGGGGUUCUCACACUUUCCUGUGCACAAGCAACUCAGCUGCCCCUCCUCUGCCUUGGGAAUACAGAAGCAGCCACAGACAAGCCACAAAGGAAAGAUCCAGUGGAAGGAAGCAUCAGUGACCUCAGGAAAAGACCGUAGAUUGCUUAAAGCUGAGGGACUGCUGAUGGAACAGUCUGGAAAAAAAUGGAGAACCUUCUACACUGUGGAAAGAACAGGACCUCAAAGCUGCUUUUCCCUAAUCACUGUGUAGAGAUUUUUUUAA